This is a messenger RNA of Rhea pennata, 3600 nucleotides long. RefSeq names its product TruB pseudouridine synthase family member 1 (gene TRUB1). Gene Ontology annotation, cellular component: mitochondrion. Gene Ontology annotation, biological process: tRNA modification; mRNA pseudouridine synthesis. Gene Ontology annotation, molecular function: pseudouridine synthase activity; RNA binding. The coding region runs from base 36 to 905 and encodes 289 amino acids. The transcript is spliced from 8 exons. The record is from RefSeq and is a predicted model, not a curated record. NCBI's taxonomy places the organism in Eukaryota, Metazoa, Chordata, Aves, Rheiformes, Rheidae.
GCCGGGCCAGGCCGCGCUGCGGCGGCGGUAGCAGCAUGGCCGGGCGCGAAGGGGGCGGCGGCGGCGGCGUGGUGGGCGAAGCGGCCGCCAGGCUGUUCUCGCUGAGCGGGCUGUUCGCCGUGUACAAGCCCAAGGGGCCCACCUCGGCCGGCGUGCUCAACCGCCUCAAGGAGCGGCUGCUCGCAGAAGCUGGUGUGCAAACAAAUAGGAACAAAAGAAAGAAACAGAUUUUGAAAAUUGGACAUGGUGGAACUUUGGACAGUGCAGCUACAGGAGUUCUGGUGGUUGGUAUUGGAAAAGGAACAAAAAUGCUGAGAGCUAUACUGGCAGGUUCCAAGAAGUACACUGCCAUUGGACGACUGGGCAAAGCUACUGAUACGUUAGAUGCUACAGGAAGAGUAACUGAAGAAAAACCUUACGAUAAGAUAACAAAAGGAGAUCUUGAAAAUGUGCUGCAAAAGUUCACAGGGGACAUAAUGCAGGUUCCUCCACUCUAUUCUGCUUUGAAGAAGGAUGGACAAAGGCUAUCAUGUCUGAUAAAGAGAGGAGAAGCAGUUGAAGCAAAGCCUGCUCGGCCAGUAAGAGUGUACAGCCUCUCUCUCCAACACUUCCAGCCACCACUUUUCACGCUGGAUGUUGAAUGUGGUGGUGGCUUUUAUGUCAGGAGUCUGGUCAGUGACAUUGGCAAAGAACUCUCUACCUGUGCAAGUGUGCAAGAGCUGACUCGAACCAAACAGGGGCCAUUUACGCUAGAGGAGCAUGCACUUUAUGAAGACAAAUGGACAAUUGAUGAAAUUGCACAAUCCUUAGAGCAUUGCAUGUCUCUUUUCCCAGGAGAACCAUCUCAUAAAAAAUUUAAGACAGAGGAUCCUGGAGAAACUGCUGUGAGCUGUGAAGAUAAGUGAUAAGUUGGGUCAAGGAGAAAGACUGAAUGAUUGAGACAUUUUAAAAUACUUGGUUAGGGUUGUCUUCCCUCUUGUGUAAAUUUACAGUCCUGUAUUGGGAGAGGGGCAAAAAAUGCAAUAGAAGAAAAAGGAGUUUUUUUUCUUUUCUGGGCUAGAAUAUGCACUGAAAAUACCUAGUGUUUGCUGUUUCCUGAUCUGUUUUUCCCUUGUUACACACUGUAAAUGGGUCAGCUACUAAUGUCAGGUCUUCAUAAACUUUUUGAAGUCUGUGUAGGGUGCAAUGUAGCUUUUGUUACUAAUUUGUCAAUAAAAAUUAAGAUUUACUAAAUGUGCUCAAAUGAAAAAUCUUUAUAGCUGCUAAUCAAACCCUGAAAUACUGUGGUGACAAAAAUCUUAUCUUGAAGGCUGUAAGAAUGUGGAGUGGCAAUUUUUCUUAAUCUGUUUUGGGAAAUACUUCUUUUACUGUAGCUUUUGCUGUGCAGAUUUUCUUAGUAAUAUUAUAUUGAAUGCAUUAAACUUAACCUAGAUGCUGAGAUUUUUAGAUAAAUCUGAAAAAGCAUGAGUGAAUAGUUUAGAAGUAUGAACAGUUCCUGUUGAUAAUUGAUAAAAAGGACCUUGAAGGGUGCAGUCAUCAAUACAAGUAUACAUAACUUAUUUUGGUAAGAUAUCCUAAUUGGUGACUAUUGACAAUUUCACGUAUGGUUUAGUGUUGUACUGUUUGUAGGGCACAUGAAACUCACUUCUAUCAUUUGUGUAUUGCUUGAGCUGUCUGCUGUGGGCUGGGUAGAGGGUCAGUGUGCUUCUGGGCUUUGAGUGAUUUGGUCCUGACUAGAAGCUGUGUGGACAAAAAAGGCAUCCACCAUGAAGGAUCUUUGCUGAAACUAUUUUAGUUUGGUGGGUUGGGGAGAGCCUGUUCCACAGUUCAUGUAUUCAAGUGAAUUUGAUUGCAGGUUAUUUCCCACCACUGCUUCCCUUGGGAUUUUUAUAACGAUUAAAAGACUGAGUGGUUUGAGUUUGCUAAAAAGCACCCUAGUCAUUUCUUUUUGUGUGGAAGGGACUGUUGUAACAAGAAUUCCGUAUUUGAUCCUAUUCAAGAAGUUAGUAGGGUCUGCUUUCCUCCUGCUGUAGUGAGGAAUGGGAGUAAUUUGAGUGUGUGAUACCUGAGGAAAAGCCUUGCUUUUGAAAUCGACUGAAGUGGAAUGGAGCCUGACUGUUACUGAAAACUAUGCUCUUGAGCCAUCCUAACAGGGUCUAACCCUAGGUUCAUGCUGAAACAGAAGUUCAAAGCCAAAUCAGAGUGAAGUAAGUUUUAAUGGGACAGGUGCAGUAAUUACAGCUUGAGCUGGUGCCUCCAGUAUCCAAAGAGGGACCUUCUUUGAACAAAUCCUCUUCCAGGCUAGUAUCCACUCCAUAGUUUUGAACCAAUCAUAAUAUUAGUUGUGGGAUCUCCUGGCUCCUGGUUGGUCCUUUCUGUAGUUUCCAUGUGUGUUCUUUACUUACCUUGCUUCUGCACAGUUGUCAAUGGCUCUUUUACUCCCUUGUCAUGUCCCUGGGAACCAGUCUUAGUGGUUACUUUUUUUCUUGCAUAGUUAUCUGGCUCUUCUACUUCUUUAUCUUGUUCUCUGGAAUCAGUCUUGUGGUUCCUUUGUUUCUUUCUUACAUGUGCUAGGUUGAAGUCCAUCUCCCUGAUGGUGCUCAUUAAUGCUAAACUUAUUUCUCUUCAUACUGUUGCAGUUUUAGGGUGCUGCUAGCCAUGUGGCCUGCUGUGGCUUUGUACUGCUUUUAGACCUUCACUUUGUGGUUCUGGAGUGAAGAGUUUUUUACUCUGAGUGACUGAAAGCUCUGAAGUCUGGGCUUUGUGGUUAUACCAGGCUGUAUCUUUUACAGAUAGACAUGAAAAUUUGAUUUAAUGACUCUGUGCUAAUGUACUUGCUACUUUUCUUGAUAAGUUAUUUCAGUAGCUAAUUACCUCUGUUGUUUAAAAAGUUGUGUUUUAUUCCCAACUUCAGUCUGCAUACACUGUUUUAUGCCUUUCUCUGGAAGAUUCAAGGGCCUUAGAAAAGCAGAUUUGUGUGUGCUGGCCUUAUAUGAAAUGAUCAAGUUCCAACAUUGCUUUCAACCUUGAAAAUGAAAUAGAACAAAUCUCAAAGUUUCUCAUUGCAAGAGAAUUCCAUACUUUGUAAAUAGCAAGUAAACUAUAAAACUGAAGUCUAUAUAAGAUUAACAAAGGGUUUUUUGAGAGGGUAGAAUUCAUAUUUUAUUCUCCAGUAAGCAGUCAUUUUCUGCUUUUUUAUAUUGUAAAGAAUGUAAAAAAUGUUGAUAAUAUCAGCAAGAUGAAAUGUUAGAGUACUAGCAGCAGCAUGUUUAUGUAGAAUGUGGAUGAAAUAAAUUUUUAGGCAUUUUUGUUUUAGGAUAUAGGAGAAAAGAUGUGUUUAGUAAGAGAACAGUGGGAGAUUUUAGUUGAUUUUUUUGGGGGGGGGGUGGUACUUUGGGAACAGAAAAGAUUAUUUUCUAAAGAAACCAAAUAAAGCUAAAAAUUUCAUUUUCCAGUGUAUGUAUACAGAGUGACCAAAGAUGUUGACUGAAACAGCUUCGCUGAUUGUCCAGACCUGGCAUGCAUCCCCUGUUUUUUUCAAGAACUGUGUUGAUGUUAUCCCAGUAGUCUUGUAGAAUAAUAAACUGUUUGCUUAUCCUG